Hydractinia symbiolongicarpus is the source of this 1908-nucleotide messenger RNA. RefSeq names its product tectonic-3-like. The coding region runs from base 77 to 1840 and encodes 587 amino acids. The transcript is spliced from 13 exons. The record is from RefSeq and is a predicted model, not a curated record. Gene Ontology annotation, biological process: cilium assembly. Lineage: Eukaryota; Metazoa; Cnidaria; Hydrozoa; Anthoathecata; Hydractiniidae.
CUGAGUUCUUCCUUUACUCUUUUAGUCAACUAAUACUGAAAUAAUUAGUUUCAGAAGAAAGGGAUUGUUACUAGAAAUGGGUCCAUGUGGAAAUAUGGGAAAGUUUAUUACAUUAUUUUUUCUAACUAUCUUUGCAGAGAGACAUGCUAAAUGCAAAGCUGCAUCCUGUUCAUGUGAUUUAAAGGGCAUUGUAUGUGAUACCAACUGUUGUUGUGAUCCUCAAUGCACAGUUGCGAACAAACUUGCAUUUAGUGAGUGCAUCCAGAUGAAGGAGAACCGCAUUGAAAAGGUUUGUGUGUCUGACAGUGUACUUUACUCAACAAAUGGAAAGUAUCAAGCUGAAGGCUCUGCAAUGGGAUUGUUCUGCAUCUUCAGAGACAACUAUGAGACAAGGCAUUUUUAUUCUACAGUCUCAUCUGUUACUUCCCAAAACGCCUUUAAUGAUCUCUUAAUGAAAUAUCAGACAUCAACAUAUGGUGUGGCUUCAACGCUAAUAUUUAGUUAUGAAAAGUCGUUCAAGGCUGGAGAUCCCCUAUUUGUGCUAUUAAGUGACAAUAAGCAAGGGUAUAUAUCACAUCCAACAUCUUUUACAAGUGGAUUCUGUGAAGACAGCAAUAAAGCCAGGUUUUUGGAAAGCAAUACAACUGUGUGCUCCCGUCAAGUAUUGAAUUUAUCUUCCCAAUGUACGUCUGAAAAAGGUUGGGAUGCUAAAGGUUAUGCUGUUGGAUUUAAGGUUGCACCGUUUCCAUCCUUUAUUUUGGGAAUAAAUAUAUUCCUAACAAGAUCUAAUAUGUCCUCAUCAAAUAAUAGUGUGGAUUUGGUAUCAGUAACAGAUCCAAGAUUGGUAGAUCCAACUUUAAAUUUGCCAUUUAAAUGUAAAGAUGAUAGUGGUUCAGUUUCAGACUGUCCCUUCACAACGUUGCCAUCUCCCUCUUAUUCUGGUGAUGUUGGUUCUGGAAAGUGUGAUAAUGUUGUUAUUGAGGUGCAGUAUAAAGUGAAUUUCACCAUUAACACAACUGUGGAAGUCUCCGAGGUUGAGAUUUCUUUUGUUCUGGGAAGUAUUUCUGACAACACCAAGUUUUUUCAGCAAACUCACACAAUGCUAUUUGAAGAGAAACCUGUUGGUGACAUUACCAAUACUACGGUUAUUGCGCGUAGUGGCAAUCCUGGUUAUGUUUUAGGUCUUCCUGUAGUAUCAGGAAAGGUCUUUGUUGAUUUUGCAACUCAAUCAAAUUUUAUUGCGGUGAACCAGGAAAGAUCUUCCUGGUUUUCUACGAUCACUUCAUCAAGUCAAGGUUUAUGCUCUACCACAGCACUUCGACUCCCCAUAUCGUUUGGUACAGACUUCAGAAGUGGGUGCUUUAUGAUUGUAAAAGAUGCAAUGACUUUGACUGAAUGUGAACAGCUACAGAAAGAUAUAUAUAGUGUGCUGCUAAGAGAUCUUCCUUCACAUAUUGCUUCAUUUGGUAAUUCAACUGGCACUGCUAUUGAUCAAUGGGUGGCGGUUAUUAACAAUCAGCCGACAGCUGUGGUCUCAGUUUCGAACAGUCAAUGUGGCAACAUGGUGACUGGGGUACUGUUUGAAUUUUUGUUUGCUAAGACUGGUUACUCUGCAAACCCUCAGUACAAGAUUGUUGGUUUUCAAGUAAAGUAUGAUGCUGAUAGAAUCUUGUUAAAUCAAUGCAACGGCUUGCUUUGUCAAACUACAACAACAAGGAAAGUGGAAAUUACUCAAGCUGUUUCAUUUAUUGAUGUUUCUUCAGCACCUCAAACAGAAAUAAAAGAAAAACCAAAAUUUAAAUCGAAGGCGCCCAAUGACUUCUUUUAUCCAUUUCUAUGAAAGGUUAUUGGAAAAACAUUUUACUUUAAAGUUAUUUUCUGUGAUAAAAUGUUUGAGUUAAUCAUGAA